This is a messenger RNA of Drosophila hydei, 803 nucleotides long. RefSeq names its product transcription initiation factor TFIID subunit 11 (gene Taf11). NCBI's taxonomy places the organism in Eukaryota, Metazoa, Arthropoda, Insecta, Diptera, Drosophilidae. The record is from RefSeq and is a predicted model, not a curated record. The transcript is spliced from 3 exons. Gene Ontology annotation, biological process: transcription initiation at RNA polymerase II promoter; RNA polymerase II preinitiation complex assembly. Gene Ontology annotation, molecular function: transcription coactivator activity; protein heterodimerization activity. The coding region runs from base 198 to 755 and encodes 185 amino acids. Gene Ontology annotation, cellular component: nucleus; transcription factor TFIID complex.
UACCAUAAGUUAAAAUUAAUUGUUUGCACACAUAUGUCUAUUAGCCUUAUAAAAUAUUUUUUUAUUGUCUAUUUCUGUCCUUAUCGAAUUUUUCAUUCACAAUGGUACACAAAAUAGGGCCAACCCAUUUAAGUGCUGCGACCACCCAUAAAUUGUGGUGGCUGUUCGAUCAUUGGUAGCUGUUUACUUUUUACGAAAUGGAUGAAAUUCUGUUUCCCACGCAAAAUUCGUUAAGCGACAAUGAUGAUGGUGACUUAAAGUUCUUUAACACGGCCACAGAAAGCCGCAAAGACAGCGAAACAUCAGACACAGCAGACGUCGAUGGCAAGGACAUCAAACCUGACGCCGACGCAGAUGGUGAUUCCGGCGAGCCAUCUCAAAAGAAGCUGAAAACUAAAAAGGAGCUCGAGGAAGAAGAACGCGAACGCAUGCAGGUGCUAGUAUCCAACUUUACGGAGGAGCAACUUGAUCGCUAUGAGAUGUACAGACGUUCCGCUUUUCCAAAGGCAGCAGUCAAGCGACUAAUGCAGACCAUAACCGGAUGCUCGGUGUCGCAAAAUGUGGUAAUAGCCAUGUCCGGCAUAGCCAAGGUGUUUGUGGGCGAAGUCGUGGAAGAGGCUCUGGAUGUAAUGGAGCAGCAAGGGGAAUCAGGUGCGCUGCAGCCAAAAUUUAUUCGCGAAGCUGUGCGAAGGCUACGCAGUAAGGGACGCAUGCCCAUUGGUCGCUUUCAGCAACCGUAUUUUAGACUAAACUAGACUUAAGAAGUAAGUUAAAGCUUUUAGUUUUUGUAAGUGAAAAAAUGU